GCGGCGAUGCCGGACCCCGCGGCGCACCUGCCCUUCUUCUACGGCAGCAUCUCGCGCGCCGAGGCCGAGGAGCACCUGAAGCUGGCGGGCAUGGCCGACGGGCUCUUCCUGCUGCGGCAGUGCCUGCGAUCGCUGGGCGGCUAUGUGCUGUCGCUCGUGCACGAAGUGCGCUUCCACCACUUCCCCAUCGAGCGCCAGCUCAACGGCACCUACGCCAUCGCGGGCGGAAAGGCGCACUGCGGCCCGGCUGAGCUCUGCGAGUUCUACUCACGCGACCCCGACGGGCUGCCCUGCAACUUGCGCAAGCCGUGCAACCGGCCGUCGGGGCUCGAGCCGCAGCCCGGGGUCUUCGACAACCUUCGCGAUGCCAUGGUGCGCGACUACGUGCGCCAGACUUGGAAGCUGGAGGGCGAGGCCUUGGAGCAAGCCAUCAUCAGCCAGGCACCCCAGGUGGAGAAGCUCAUUGCCACGACAGCUCACGAACGGAUGCCCUGGUACCACAGCAGCCUGACGCGCGAGGAGGCCGAGCGCAAACUCUACUCGGGCUCCCAGACCGACGGCAAGUUCCUGCUGAGACCCCGGAAAGAGCCAGGCACGUACGCACUGUCUCUGAUCUAUGGGAAAACUGUGUACCACUACCUCAUCAGCCAGGACAAGGCGGGCAAAUACUGCAUUCCCGAGGGGACCAAAUUUGACACACUCUGGCAGCUGGUGGAGUACCUGAAGCUGAAGGCUGAUGGACUCAUCUACUGCCUGAAGGAGGCCUGUCCCAACAGCAGUGCCAGCUCAGGGGCCGCUGCUCCUACACUCCCCGCCCACCCGUCCACAUUCACCCAGCCUCAGAGACGGAUCGACACUCUCAACUCAGAUGGAUACACCCCUGAACCAGCGCGGUUAGUGUCCUCAGAGAAGCCGCGAACGAUGCCCAUGGACACCAGUGUCUAUGAGAGCCCCUACAGCGACCCCGAGGAGCUCAAAAACAAGAAGCUCUUCCUGAAGCGUGAGAACCUCCUCAUGGCUGACAUCGAACUUGGCUGCGGCAACUUUGGUUCAGUUCGCCAGGGCGUCUACCGUAUGCGCAAGAAGCAGAUCGACGUGGCCAUCAAAGUGCUGAAACAGAGCACGGAGAAGGGGGACAAGGACGAGAUGAUGCGGGAGGCGCAGAUCAUGCACCAGCUGGACAACCCCUACAUCGUGCGGCUCAUCGGGGUCUGCCAGGCCGAGGCCCUCAUGCUGGUCAUGGAGAUGGCCGGCGGUGGGCCCCUGCACAAGUUCCUGGUCGGGAAGAAGGAGGAGAUCCCCGUCAGCAAUGUGGCAGAGCUGCUGCACCAGGUGUCUAUGGGGAUGAAGUACCUGGAAGAGAAAAACUUUGUGCAUCGUGACCUGGCGGCCCGCAAUGUCCUGCUGGUCAACCGGCACUACGCCAAGAUCAGUGACUUCGGGCUCUCCAAGGCCCUGGGUGCCGACGACAGCUACUACACCGCCCGCUCAGCCGGGAAGUGGCCGCUCAAGUGGUAUGCGCCCGAGUGCAUCAACUUCCGCAAGUUCUCCAGCCGCAGCGACGUCUGGAGCUAUGGAGUCACCAUGUGGGAGGCCUUCUCCUACGGGCAGAAGCCCUACAAGAAGAUGAAGGGCCCGGAGGUCAUGGCCUUCAUCGAGCAGGGCAAGCGGAUGGAGUGCCCACCAGAGUGUCCCCCUGAGAUGUACAAGCUCAUGAGCGAUUGCUGGACCUACAAGUGGGAGGACCGCCCGGACUUCGCCACCGUUGAACAGCGCAUGCGCAACUACUACUACAGCUUGGCGAGCAAGGCAGAGGAGCCCGCCGCUUGUGGAAAUGGGGUUCAGGCUGCGUGUCCCUGA
This is a messenger RNA of Budorcas taxicolor (takin), 1860 nucleotides long. Its product is annotated as tyrosine-protein kinase ZAP-70. The transcript is spliced from 12 exons. The record is from RefSeq and is a predicted model, not a curated record. The coding region runs from base 7 to 1860 and encodes 617 amino acids. Gene Ontology annotation, molecular function: signaling receptor binding; non-membrane spanning protein tyrosine kinase activity; ATP binding. Gene Ontology annotation, biological process: innate immune response; protein phosphorylation; cell surface receptor protein tyrosine kinase signaling pathway. NCBI's taxonomy places the organism in Eukaryota, Metazoa, Chordata, Mammalia, Artiodactyla, Bovidae. Gene Ontology annotation, cellular component: extrinsic component of cytoplasmic side of plasma membrane; cytoplasm.